UGCGAAAUCGGCUUAGCUUAAUUAGUAGCUUUCUUUUCAUGAUUAUACUUUAGUUGCAUGGUUUCCCGCCGCAGGGACCCAAACACGACCAAGGCCAAGAAAAAUCAUCGCUAUUUUUAAAUUGUCAUGAUUAGUUUAAUAAUUUUAGUUUUAUUCAUUAAUUUUUUAGGUAACGGAUUAACUAGUUUAUUAAAAUUUUAAAAUGCUAUAUGCUAGCAAUCGUAUAUUAAUGCGUGUUACGAAUCUUUAAAUCGGGAUUUUCGAGCUCAAAAUCCGAUGUUAUGAAUUUAUAAUCACUCAACCAAUAUGGGUGUGUUUAUUGAAUUCCAAUGUGAACGGUGGGUACACGACCCAUCAAAUUGUCUCUGCCUUUGAUUCUUUCACAAGAAAUUUCUGCCCCUUUGGCCUUGUUGUUUUUCUUCCCUACAGAGAAUUUAGACUACAUUUCAGUCGAAUACCAACGUUUUCUCGUGAUGGGCUUGCUAUUAAACUAUUAUUAACAUCAAACAACUACUCUUGUCUCCUAGUAUAGUACUGUGGCCAUAAUUGUGACAUGUUGUUCUUAUAUGUUGAAAGGGUUGUUACAAGUUAUAUUCCAAACAAAUACCCACAUAACAAAAAAAAAAAAAAAAUCGACAUCCAUGGCUGGGAUUCGAAACCGGGGUCGAAAAUCGAAAUAACCCGAAAGUCGGCUACUUUACUGUUUGGCCAUGUCUUCAGCAGUAGGGUUGUGUACCAUCAUAUAUGUGGCCAGAUUGAGAUAUGUGAACGUAGUUGUUUUCCCCCCCUUUCUCAUAAUUUGAUUAGGCAGGUUUCACACAUUUACAGCUGUAUGUGCUAUAUUGUCAAAACUUAAAGAGUAGAAAAGGACACCCUUUAGUAAAAGCAUGUGAAUAUUAUAUGAUGAUGACAUAUAGGUCUGGCAAUUAGUAGGUCAGGGUGGUUGCUUGCUUGCUUUCCCUUUCUUGGCUUGUUUCUGGUGAGAUCAAAAAUCGAUUCCCAAUAGGAUUGAUUGGUCAACCACCAAUUGUCUGUUUCCUUUUGAACGUCGCCAUUGUUUUCCCACACGACUAAUAGUGUCUUAGGAGUAGUUUUCCUACCACCUGUUAUCCGCGUUGGAUUGAUGCUUCGUUUCCUUGAGUCCAAAGGAUCACCUAACUCGUACCACUCUAAUUUGGAAGUUUGCAUGUCUUAUUAAUAAUGAAAAGAGAAAUGAAAGUGAUUAUUAAUGAAUGGCGACUUGUUUUAUACUUUGAAGAUGGUAAUGGCAUACAUUCAUUGUCUAAACUAGAAAGUAGUGAAGAAGAAUGUGGUUUAUAUAUCGGGUUUGGUAUCAACAUAUGCAAGUAAGCUAUUCUUUCCUCUGAAAGUGGCCUUCAUGCUGUGAAGGGAAUGUCGUUCAUUCUCAUCCUUUGUAGCAGGAAAAUGACUGUUUUCCUUUUGAUGGUAAGAAGAAGAGUACAAUACGUUUGGCUUGCAUUAAUGAUCUUAUCCUAAUAAGUUGAUUACUUGUUGAAACUAGUAGGUUGUACUUGCAUGCACACUUUGCUCUCUGUAAAUGGCUUUGUUUAACCUUACAUGACCCUUACUAUUUAACUAGCUAACUACAAUUUGUCUGCUUCUGCAUCAAUCCCUUUUUCCAUUGAUGAUGUCUUUCGUGGUAUAAAGCAGGGAGGAAUAAGGCAUUCAUACUUAGAGAAAAGAUGAUGGAAAACAAAAGAAGUCCUUGCUUUCUUGACCAAGGGAACAUCACUUCUCUAUCAACCAAAAGGCACAAGGCUGGCCCCCCAAUCAAGGACCAGAAAGAGAAGUUUGGUGAAAGGAUUGUAAUUCUGCAGCAGCUUGUUUCACCAUAUGGAAAGACGGAUACAGCAUCAGUGCUUUUGGAGGCCAUGCAAUACAUUCAUUUCCUCCAUGAACAAGUUAAUGUGUUGAGUGCUCCAUAUCUGCAAGCUACACCUCCAAUUUAUACCCAGGGUUUGGAUGAAUACAGUCUGAGAAGCAGAGGACUGUUCCUUGUUCCAGUCUCUUCAACAGCCGGAGUGGCUAGUAGCAACGGAGCAGAUCUUUGGGCUCCAAUCAAGCCCAACCCACUACUCCAGUGACCCAACUCGGCCCAUAAGCUCCAGUCCAAGUUUCAUCGCCCAUCCAAGUUCAUAAAAACAGAGAGAGAUGCCCUUUUAUAAGAGGGUAAAUUUUGUACAAUGAAAGGUGCAAUUUUGAUGGCGCAGAAACUGUGUAGGCUGUAGCUUUGAUGAAAAGAAAUAGGAAAAGCUGAUCUUUCACUUCAUAUCUCGAGGGAAGUGGAGUAUAGUGCAUCAAUAUAAAAGCUAUUACGUGCAAGGUUUGUUUGAAUUGUGCGUGUACAAGUUGCUCUCUUCUAACCAACGAGGCUACAAAAGCUAAAUGGAAAUGAAUGGUAUAACGUUGGGGGAUUGAAGUUAAAAGUAACUACUUUACCGAACAAGUUCUAGAGAUGCUUAAAAUGUAAAUAAAUUGUUAGUGAUUUUUUUUACGGAUGGAUUUGACACUCAUAACAAAUGAUAGAACUGGUUUAAAUACAUCAAAGUUGGAAUUUGGAUAUCAAAUUCAUGAAGAAAAGAUAUACUCUUAAGGGUUGGUAAGGAAAGUCUCAAAUGAUAGACCAUACCCUCCCAUCUCAAACGUUUUACCAUUGAUAUGCACCGACGUCUGAGUAAUCGUUGGACUACACUGUAUUAUAUUCUUGACUAUGCUAAUGGAGAAGACAACAUAUGAUUUUAAGAGGAUGUGUUGUAUUCCUAGAGCUCUGUACUUUAAUCAUCCUUUCUCAUCUCUUAUUAUGUAAUUUAUUUAUACGUGUAAAUUUUUAGGAAAUCUCUUAAUGUAUUUAUUAUUACUAGAGUUUAUUUAAACAUAAAAGUAGGGGUGUUCAAAUGGUUACCAUGGUAAUAACCAAACCAAUUAAGCCUAAAUUUCAUUAACCAUGGAAUAAAAUGUCUUAACCAAACCGUCCAAAAAUGAACACGAAAACCAAAUUAACCAAAAAGUUUAAUUGGUUUGGUUAAUCGGAUAAUUGGAUUAACCAAAUAACAUAACAUUACAUGAAAACAUUAUAUUGUACGUAAUCCUAAAGUUUAGUAGCUGUCCCAAAUGUUUUGGUUUAGUAAAUAGGCAGACCCAUUUAAUUUUUGACCCGUAAUGUUUUGGUUUGUUGUGCACAUGGAAAUAAAAUAGGGAAUCACGA
Molecule: messenger RNA, 3226 nt
Organism: Linum trigynum
Lineage: Eukaryota; Viridiplantae; Streptophyta; Magnoliopsida; Malpighiales; Linaceae
Source: the annotation of a GenBank genome assembly